AUGUCUAAAUCUUUAGGUAAUGUCAUUGAUCCCGAAGAAAUUAUUAGGAAAUUUGGAGCUGAUACACUCCGUUUAUGGGUAGUUAGUUCUGAUUUCACCAAAGAAGUAAAAGUCAGUAUUUCCAUUUUAGAAAAAGUUCAAGAAAAUUACCAAAAAAUCCGCAAUACUCUAAGAUUUAUACUAGGAAAUUUAACUAACUUACCACCUGAAAUAAAAAGUGAGAAAGAUUUAGAAAAAAAUUUAAACUUAAUAGAUUAUUAUAUACUCCACCAAUUAGAAAAAUUAGUUCAAGAAAGUGUAAAGAAUUACACAAAAUAUAAUUUCACUCCCAUUUAUUCUUCUUUAUUAAGUUUUUGUAUUAAUGAUUUAAGUUCCUUUUAUCUAGACAUUAGUAAAGAUAGUCUGUAUUGCGACCUAGUUUCUUCACCGCGAAGAAAACAAAUCAUUACCACGUUUUAUUAUCUAUUAAAGGGAUUAUUAAAAGUUAUCUCGCCAAUUUUGCCUUACCUUGCGGAAGAAGUUUAUCAAAGCAUUCCUUUUAAAUACGGUUUUGCUGAUCAAGAAAGCGUUUAUUUAGCAAAUCUUUCAUCUAACAUAGACUUUCCAAAAGAUUUGGAAAAAAAAUUAGAAAUAAUUAAUAACUUUUUUCUUCCUCUGCGCAAAGAUGUUUUUCAGGCCUUAGAGAAAGCUCGCCAAGAAAAAAUUAUCACGACUAAUAAUCAAGCCAAAUUAACUAUUUAUUUUAAAAAAAAACCACCAUUAGAUUAUUCUGAAUUAAAAUUAAUUGAAUUAUUGGGAAUAGCCGAACUUAAAUUUCAAGAGAAAGUUGAAGAAAGAAUGCAAGAAGGAAAUUUUUGUUUCGUUUACGUUGCAAAAACUGAAAAAGAACGUUGUUUACGUUGUCGAAAUUGA
Messenger RNA from Ambispora leptoticha, 912 nucleotides. Lineage: Eukaryota; Fungi; Glomeromycota; Glomeromycetes; Archaeosporales; Ambisporaceae. The record is from the annotation of a GenBank genome assembly.